UUUUGGGAGAAUAUAACACUCAGGCACUGAUGUAUUAUUUGUAGUGCACUCGACUCGCCUGCUCAUGAAAUAAUUCAGAAAAUCUAGUCUUAUUUAGUUCUGUCAUCUACGUUACUAAGUUAUGUUGUAAAGUAAGACAUCAUGAGUGUACAGUUAUCAUCCGGAGCCUUGAAGGCAAUCAAUGAUGGUACACAAGUUGACAAGCCGGUAUUCCAGCUCUUGGCACUGAAGAAACUAAACCAAUCAACAACUACAAACAAUGCCGUGGAUCGUUACCGGAUACUCCUUUCAGAUGGAAUUCACAAUAAUUCAGCCAUGUUGGCUGUGCAGUUGAACCAGAUGGUAACCGAUGGCAACCUGGAAGCAAACACAGUCAUCUGCCUGGAGCGCUACGUCUGCAACAGCCUGGCAGGUAACAGGCGUGUGGUGAUAGUCCUGGAGGUAAAGGUCAUAGCUACAGCUUCUCAGGUCGGGGGCAAGAUGGGUAAUCCGGUCGCUCUGCCCCUGGGUCCCAGCACUGGGGGCGGUUCCAAUGGGCAGCAGGCUGCAACACCACAACAACCAAUGAGACAACCAGCAGCCUCACCGAUGUCAGUCAAUAAGGGUAGCAGCUUCCAGGGAGCUGGUGGUAGCUACAACAAGCCAAACUAUGGAGGUGCCGCCGCUUCAGGGAUGAGUCCACCUAAACAAGCUCAGCCAAUCAGCAGUCUCACACCUUACCAGAACAGGUGGACCAUCAAGGCCCGCGUGUCCAGCAAGUCUAAUAUCCGGACUUGGAGUAACUCCAGAGGAGAGGGCAAGCUGUUCUCAUUGGACCUCUGCGAUCAGUCUGGAGAGAUCAGAGCCACGGCAUUCAAAGAUCAGUGCGACAAAUUCUAUGACAUGAUUGAGGUCGGAAAGGUUUACUACAUAUCUCGAGGCUCUUUGAAGUCCGCCAACAGACAAUACACGUCCAUUACCAACGACUACGAGAUGACGUUCAACAACGACACGACGGUGGUGCCAUGCGAAGAGGAAGAUGAGUCCAUCCCUACGAUGCAGUUUGAUUUCAGGACGGUCUCGCAGCUGGAGAACAUGAGCAAGGAUACUAUGCUUGAUAUCAUUGGUGUGGUGAAGAGUACCGGUGAUGUAUCUACGAUAACAACCAAGACGACUAACCGUGAGCUGACCAAGAGGGAGCUUCAAAUCAUUGAUGAUUCCGAGAAGAUUGUCAAUCUCACACUGUGGGGAAAUGAUGCUGAAAAGUUUGAUGGAUCCAGUAACCCGGUGAUUGCAGUGAAGGGAGCCAGACUGUCUGAUUUUGGUGGGCGUUCUCUCUCGGUACUCAUGUCUAGUACGGUGCAGAUCAAUCCCGACAUCCCACGAGCACACCAACUUAAAGGAUGGUUUGACAAGGUUGGCCGUACGCAGGAUGUCCAGUCCAUCUCUGGACAGAGGAUGGGCGGGGGAGGUGGGGCUAACGCCAAAUGGUUGACCCUAGAAGAGGUCGUCUCACAGAACCUUGGACAAGGAGAAAAGCCUGACUACUUCACCACAAAGGGGACGAUCAUCUUCAUGAAGAAGGAUAACAGCAUGUACACGGCGUGUUCAUCGUCGGAAUGCAAUAAGAAAGUCACUGAUAAUGGGGAUGGAACGUACCAUUGUGAGAAGUGUGCCAAGGAUUACCCUGGUUUCCAGUAUAGACUACUGCUUUCUGCCAACAUUGCGGAUGCCACCAACACACAAUGGACAACCAUGUUCCAGGAUACAGCAGAGCAGGUUCUCGGGAAAACGGCGGACGAACUGGGGGCACUCCGAGAUACGGAUGAAAUUGGUUACAACAAUGUCUUUGAAGCGGCUGCCUUUGAGACAUUUGUUUUCCGGAUGCGCAUCAAGAUGGAAACAUAUAAUGAGGAGGCUCGACUAAAGUGUACAUGUGCUGGUAUCCAACCAAUUGACAACAAGGAACUCUCCAAGAAACUCAUCACAGACAUCAGAGCUCUGGCUGCAGCCUAAACUCACCAUCCUGUCCCAUCAGAGCUCUGGCUGCAGCCUAAACUCACCAUCCUGUCCCAUCAGAGCUCUGGCUGCAGCCUAAACUCACCAUCCUGACCCAUCAGAGCUCUGGCUGCAGCCUAAGCUCACCAUCCUGACCCAUCAGAACUGUGGCUGCAGCCCAAACUCACCAUCCUGACCCAUCAGAGCUCUGGUUGCAGCCUAAACUCACCAUCCUGACCCAUCAGAGCUCUGGCUGCAGCCUAAACUCACCAUCAUGACCCAUCAGAGCUCUGGCUGCAGCCUAAAUUCACCAUCCUGACCCAUCAGCUCUGAUCACAGCCUUCACUCUGAUCACAGCCUUCACCAUCAGAGCUUUUGUCGCUGGCAAAACUCUCCAUCCCGACCUAUCCGAGCUCUCGCCACAGCCUUAACCUUCCUUCUUGACCAAUCAGAGCUCUUACCUGACAUAUUAUUAGAGCUGUCACCGUGGCUUAAACUCUCCAUUCGGACCCAUCAUACUUAUCAUACCGAUGAAUCAAGGCCUAUGUAUAUCUUUCUCCAUUACUGUUGUGCACACGUCCUUGGAUUUUAAACUGUUUGUAUUGAUAAAUGGUUUAUUAAAAAUCUAGCAGCACUAAGACUGAAUUACAAUGUUUACAGAAUUUAAAAACAUUGUAACAAUAACAAAUCGUUAAAUGUGUACAAUGCAAAGUCAACAAGGAAACUUUGAGAGAGUUUCUGGAAAACAAAUGUCCUUCAAUACGUUUCCUGAUCAGAAUGAAAUGUGUUCGCAGACCAGUGCAAAGUGUCUAGUUAUAGUUGUUUUAAAAGUUACUUUUCACUUUGACUCGACAUACAGGGGUAAUCAACUAUUUUCUACCACUUUUUAUACUACAAUGUUUGGCCUAAGAAAAGUCCAUGUGGCUGCACCAAGCAAGAUUUUUUUUGGAAACACUUUUUGUAGAAUGUAUCUUUCAAAAGGUUUUGAUGUAAGCUUAUGUAUUUUCCAUGUACAUGUACUGUUUACUUAAUAGAAUGAUCAAGGGUAAGUCUUACACAAUUACCAAAGCAUGAUUUAAUACUCCCAAGUUAAUUCUUUUUGGCACUUUCUGAGUUUUUGCGCAGGUGGGGGGGGGGGGGCAGAGCUGUGUUUUGGGAGAUUUGCAAAACUUAAGAUUUUUCGGUCAGUUAAAAUGCAUGUAGGCCUAUGUACACAGGGUGCCAAACUAAACUGCACAUUGGGUUGUGUUAUAUUUUAUUUGGGGUUAGGGUUAUUAUGGGGUUAAAGGGGUUACAUGUGGAAUUGUGGUAACCCCCCCCCCCCCCCUUACCCUACACCCUACGGUAGGGUGUGGGGGGGGUACCCUCUGCCCCAAUAUUUCAGGCAUGGACUGUACUACAUUUAUACCAAAAAUGGCGCCCAGAAAAGAAAACUGGUUCCCCAUAAUACACAAAAUACAGUUGAAUAUUAUUUCGUUUUUCCUUUGUAUUUUCAUACUGCAUGAAAUAAAUUUUCUUCAGUACAUCCUUUUGUCUCACUGGGUAUAAUUUUGUGCGCUAAAAAUAUCAAGUCUUUCAUAAAUAAUAUAGAACAUAAUGUAAAUUGGUAAUAUCAAAAAUUGCACAGGUUUGGUAUUGGUGAGCUUAGAAUAUCCAAAGCCUUGCAAAAUAUUCCAUUCAGGCUGAUGGCAUGGGCCCUUACCAGGGAUGAGAUUUAUCAGACUUUUAUCUGAAUUCAGACUUUUUAAGUCUGCCUUGUAAAGAAAAUCAGCCAUUACUUUUUCCAUA
Molecule: messenger RNA, 3765 nt
Organism: Asterias rubens (European starfish)
Lineage: Eukaryota; Metazoa; Echinodermata; Asteroidea; Forcipulatida; Asteriidae
Product: replication protein A 70 kDa DNA-binding subunit-like
Exons: 16
Coding region: 142-1995 (617 amino acids)
Biological process (GO): DNA repair; DNA replication; DNA recombination
Cellular component (GO): nucleus
Molecular function (GO): DNA binding
Source: RefSeq, a predicted model, not a curated record